GGCCCAUCUGCAGACUCUCUGAAGUUAAGGAAUUCCAAGAUUUCUGGGGCAAGAAGAGCACACUGAGGAGGUUCCAGGAUGGUAGUUUCCAUGAGGCCAUUCUGUGGGCUGAUCCCAAGGUAGCGACUGGGCAACGGCGGCUCAUUCCAGGGGAUGUGGUCAGGCAGGUGCUCCAACUUCAUUACGGGAUUCCGAGGAAGAAAGUUCUGUAUGUAGCUGGUCAAAUGGAAAAUCUUUUGCACAUGCCUGAAAGUUCCAUGAAGCAAGAAUAUGGAACAGGGGAAGAAGCAACUACCCUAGCCAUCCAGGCCUUUGACCGCUUGGCACGUAAGUUGCGAUCGCUUGAGUUACCUUAA
Molecule: messenger RNA, 356 nt
Organism: Penaeus monodon (black tiger shrimp)
Lineage: Eukaryota; Metazoa; Arthropoda; Malacostraca; Decapoda; Penaeidae
Product: nucleolar protein 6-like
Exons: 2
Biological process (GO): tRNA export from nucleus; rRNA processing
Cellular component (GO): CURI complex; UTP-C complex; small-subunit processome
Source: RefSeq, a predicted model, not a curated record